GAUGCGGCAAGCUCUAUAAUGUACAUGUGUAUGUAUUUACUAGUUACCAGACCACCCCAGCCAAUCACAGCACGUUCAAGCCCGCUCCUACAAUCAGAAGCGGGCCCGGCGGCAACGAGCUCACGUGACAAGCCAAGCCCUGCCGAUGCACGGACCCGAUGCUCGACUAUAUAGCCGAGUUUCAUUUCGCUUCUUCUAAUACCCAUUGU
Molecule: messenger RNA, 209 nt
Organism: Periconia digitata
Lineage: Eukaryota; Fungi; Ascomycota; Dothideomycetes; Pleosporales; Periconiaceae
Source: the annotation of a GenBank genome assembly